Trichomonas vaginalis G3 is the source of this 384-nucleotide messenger RNA. RefSeq lists its product as uncharacterized. The transcript has a single exon. The record is from RefSeq and is a predicted model, not a curated record. Lineage: Eukaryota; Parabasalia; Trichomonadida; Trichomonadidae. Bases 1 to 384 code for a protein of 127 amino acids.
AUGAUUGAACUGAUUGAUGGUGAUAACUCUGAAUUGUGUCAAAAAAUCAUCAAUUUCUUCUUUCAUUUCACAUGUAUUGCAGAAAGAAAUAACUACAUGUUCAAUGCUGACCCAGAAGUUGUUCCAUUUCUAUUAAAAAAUGUAGAUGAGCACGAAUAUAUUAACUAUGUUGAGAUUUUAGAACUUUUUAAUACGACAGAUUUCGCAAGUUUAAUGGAAUCUGCUCUAGAACUGAUUGAUGAUGAAAAAUACACAGAAUUUUGCGACAUUUUUUAUCAAAAAAUUGAAAACUUCAACAAUAGAGAACAAACAUCAAUUCCUUUACCGGAUUAUAUUUUUUCAAAGCCAGUAGAUCUUGAUUACUUUGAUUCUGUUUUUGAUUGA